GUACAAUCGGGAGGAGGAAAUGGCGUGCUCCGCCACUCUACCCUGUCUUCCAUGCUCGUUUCCGAGACCUUGUACUCGCCAGAAUCUCUCUGUUUUUCAUCAAAGAUAUGAUUCUUUCAAGCACCAAAGAGAUUUGAUUCGGAGACGGCUUGUGGUGCCUGUAUUUUGCUUGUCCAAUGGAACUAAUCAGGAUACUGAGCCGGAAGCUGAGUCAACGUCCUCAGCGUCGUCUUCUCCAUCAAUUUUGAGUAAUUUGACGGAUAAUUUAUGUGCUGCUUUGGGCGGGAUUGGAUUCGUUGAAACUGCGUAUUUGAGUUACGUCAAGCUCACUGAUUCAGCUGCCUUUUGCCCAAUUGGUGGUGGAAGCUGCGACAACGUUCUUAACAGUGAUUAUGCUGCUGUUUUUGGUGUACCACUGCCAUUGAUUGGAAUGGUGGCGUAUGGCUUAGUAGGAGCAAUUAGUUUGCAGUUGGCAGCAAAGAAAUUGCCUUUUGGUAUUGAUGAAUCUGAUGGUCGUUUAGUCAUGCUUGGCGCUACUACCUCUAUGGCUACUGCCAGUGCAUACUUUCUAUACAUUCUGAACACAAAAUUUUCAGGAGUGUCAUGCUCAUAUUGCCUAGUAUCCGCUCUGUUGUCAUUCAGCUUGUUCUUUGCCGUUCUGAAGGAUUUUGGAUUGCAAGAGUCUAUGAGACGAUUGGGCUCUCAGAUAUUUAUCGCUAGCGUGGUUUUUAUCACCCUUUCUACCUCAUAUAAUGGUUCCCUACCUAGUUCUCAAAGUGCUGCUGAACUUGACCUUCCAUACUUCGAAACCGAGUUAACAAAUUCAUCGAACGCUCUGUCCAUUUCCCUUGCGAGGCAUCUGCAUUCUAUUGGGGCCAAAAUGUAUGGAGCUUUUUGGUGUUCACAUUGUGUAGAACAGAAAGAGAUGUUUGGACGUGAGGCAGCAAAACUAUUAGACUAUGUAGAAUGUUUCCCCAAUGGGUAUCAUAAAGGCACUAAGAUAGAGAAAGCUUGUUCAGAAGUUGGAAUUGAAGGCUUCCCGACAUGGGUGAUUAACGGGCAGGUUUUGAGUGGGGAGAAAGAUCUGUCAGAGCUCGCAGAAAUUUCAGGAUUUAAGCCUGAUGGGAUAAGUUAGAUCAUCCUUUCACAUUUUCAUCUGUUUAUAUCAGUUCAAUAGCCAUUUAUAGAUUGUAGAUAUCUAUCUCAUCACUUCAUGACAUGAUUAUUAUACCCAGCAAAGUUGCUUCUCUUGCAGUAUAAAUUAAGCCACCCCUAUCACUCAUGAAGGAAAUAGGUAAUCAGAGGUUUGCUAUUGUUCUUCUUCAUGUAGAUACUUACAGGCUAUAGUAAUGGAAAUAUGACCAGUUUCAAUGUGA
This is a messenger RNA of Cucurbita pepo subsp. pepo (vegetable marrow), 1376 nucleotides long. It is a transcript of the gene LTO1, whose product is annotated as NAD(P)H dehydrogenase (quinone)s. Gene Ontology annotation, molecular function: oxidoreductase activity. The record is from RefSeq and is a predicted model, not a curated record. NCBI's taxonomy places the organism in Eukaryota, Viridiplantae, Streptophyta, Magnoliopsida, Cucurbitales, Cucurbitaceae.